Eucalyptus grandis is the source of this 1259-nucleotide messenger RNA. RefSeq names its product protein NTM1-like 9. Bases 73 to 1047 code for a protein of 324 amino acids. Gene Ontology annotation, biological process: regulation of DNA-templated transcription. The transcript is spliced from 3 exons. The record is from RefSeq and is a predicted model, not a curated record. NCBI's taxonomy places the organism in Eukaryota, Viridiplantae, Streptophyta, Magnoliopsida, Myrtales, Myrtaceae. Gene Ontology annotation, molecular function: DNA binding.
CACACAAAAUCUCUGUCCUCUGGUCUUCUUCUUCUUCUUCUUCUCUCUGCUUGCACGAGUUGGGAAAUCCAAAUGGAAGACACGAUCUCAGAAGUCAUGAGCAUACUCCCUCCAGGUUUCAGAUUCCAUGCCACUGAUGAGGAGCUUCUGCUCCUUUACUUAAAGCCCAAGAUUCUAGGGCAGCCCGAGGAACACUACUCCAACAUAAUUCCGGAGAUCGAUGUAUGCGAAUCGGAACCAUGGCAAUUGCCCGCCAUGUUCGAUCGCAAGUUCAACAGGAAGGAGCUGUUCUUCUAUUGCCGCGUGAAGCGCAAGUAUGUGAACAGCAGGCGCUCCGACCGCACGACCAGAGCCGGUUACUGGAAAGUGACCGGCAAGGAACGCGCCAUCCUGAGUGAGGACACCAACGAGCAGUUAGGAAUCAAGAAGACGUUGGUGUUCUAUGAAGGUCGCGUACCUCAGGGCAAAAGAACCAACUGGGUCAUGCAUGAGUAUCACCUAAAUUCCAAGUUUUUGGGCGGUAAUCACGCCAAAGGCGAGAUGCUACCAUAUGUGGCAUGUCGGAUCAAGAACAAGAAAGACAAGAAGCUGACGAUGGGGCAUGCUCCGGCAAUCAGCCCAGAAGUCUAUUCAAGUAGUCCUCUCACAAGCGCUAGCAAUGUAUCAGACCCCCCUGUGAAUCAAGAAGGGGAUUUGCUGAGCUUCUGUAACACCCCCAACAGUGAAGUUGUUGAUAACCAACGAGCUGCUGAUACUCAACCCGAGAUGUCAAUGGGAGAAAUUAUGGAUUCACUAUGCCCAAUUCAGCGACUGGACGAUCGUUUACCAGACUACAACAACACUCCAACCUUUCAGCCACAGGUAGAAGCAGGAGCAGAGGAAGAGGAAGUAUGGUCGUCCUACUUAGAUUUCUCAUAUGACAACAACGGGAAUGAGUUCGACUAUGGACGCAUCCUAUCUCCAUGCAGCAACUCGGCAAACUUUUCCGGUUGGGCUGCGGAAAUGUUAGAGGACUUCUCCACAGCAUCCUACAAUGGUGGAGCAUGAUUUGGAAGGAGUGUGCGUGAGCGUGCGUUUUUUUCUUUUUUACUUACUUCUGAUGUAUCAAGUAUUGCGAGUGUAGCUUCUGAAGUGAAGUGAAACAUGUAGUUUCACAAUUCGUGCGAGUCCUGGCUUCAGAGUCGUGCUUCUUCUUUUGUUUCAGGUUGUGUUUUCGGCUGAUGGGGAUGUAACAUACUUAAAUAAAAUGUGUUAUGUUA